Molecule: messenger RNA, 1382 nt
Organism: Cannabis sativa
Lineage: Eukaryota; Viridiplantae; Streptophyta; Magnoliopsida; Rosales; Cannabaceae
Product: GDSL esterase/lipase At5g22810
Exons: 5
Coding region: 82-1149 (355 amino acids)
Molecular function (GO): hydrolase activity, acting on ester bonds
Source: RefSeq, a predicted model, not a curated record
UAAAUUUUUGCAUUGCCAAAAUUAAAUUUUUUUAGCUCAGAAAAUAUAUAUAUAUUAUAAAAGCACAAUAAUAUUAUUAUAAUGUUAUAUAAAAUGGGUUCUGAAAGUUACUGUUUGGCCAUUUUUGGUACAAUUGUUUUUGUUAUUUUGUGUUUGGUUGAAGGGCAACCCUUAGUUCCAGCUCUGUUUAUAUUCGGAGAUUCAGUGGUUGAUGUCGGUAAUAACAACCAAAUUCCGACCAUUAUUAGGGCAAAUUUCCCUCCUUAUGGUAGGGAUUUCAUAGGUCGUAGGCCCACUGGUCGAUUUUCUAAUGGAAAGUUAACCACCGAUUUUACAGCUGAAAUGCUUGGGUUCAGUGCAUACCCACCAGCUUAUCUUAGCAGAAGAGCUGUUGGAAGAAACCUAUUGAUUGGGGCCAACUUUGCUUCAGCUUCUUCUGGCUAUUUUGAUGUUACAGCAAAUCUAUAUCAUUCAAUUCCUCUAUCGAGACAAGUAGAAUACUAUAGAGAUUACCAAGGAAAGGUUGUGUCUAUGGUGGGUUCUGCCAAUGCUUCAUCCAUUUUUUCGGGUGGAAUUUACCUAAUUAGCGCUGGUAGCAGUGAUUUUCUCCAAAAUUACUAUAUCAACCCUCUUCUUCAUAACACUUACACUAUCGACCAAUUUUUCAACAUUCUCUUCGAAAACUUAGCACAAUUUGUUGAGGAGGUAUAUGGCAUGGGAGCAAGAAAGAUUGGAGUUACAACAUUGCCACCAAUGGGUUGUCUACCGGCCGCGAUUACAAUAUUUGGCUCAGGAAGUAAUCAGUGUGUCGAAAGAAUAAACAACGACGCUAUUUCCUUCAACACAAGACUAAAUAUUACAAUUCAAAACUUGAUAAAUAGAUUCUCUGGUCUCAACUUGGUUGUCUUGGAUACUUACACGACUCUUCGUAACAUUAUUUCACAACCUUCUACAAAUGGUUUUUCUGAAGUAAGGAGAGGGUGUUGUGGAUCAGGGUAUUUAGAAACAUCAGUUCUAUGCAAUCUUAGGGCAAUGGGGACAUGUACCAAUGCAUCUGAGUAUGUAUUUUGGGAUGCUUAUCACCCUUCUGAGGCAGCCAAUAAAAUUCUUGCUAAUGCUUUGCUCAAUCAAGGUCUUUCCCUCAUCUAAAUAUAUAUAUAUAUAUAUAUUUAUAUAUGUAUGUAAUAAUAUAUAUCCCAAUGUUACAAAUCACCACGAAGGUCUUUAAUUUUGUUUUGUUUUGAAUAUUAAAUUUUUAUGACUUGUUAUUAAUUUCUUGUAUUGUUGGUGUGUUUAAUCACGAGUAAUAGUGUUUUUGUGGCUUGUAUUAUUAUGUAUCAAUUAUCAAGGCCGUAUAAUAAAAAUAAUGCCUUUGCAACUUA